UCAACCACAGAAAAAUAGUUUUGAAAAUAUCUUUGCAGCAUACAUGAUCCACCACAAAAAACUUUUGAAAAUAUCUUCACAAUUCACACUAAUGUAACUUUCGGUGGUUUGAUUAUAUUGCAUAUUUUUUUCGAUUAAUCGUGAGUGAUUCAUGACAUCGAUUAGGACUGCCCCCAUAUGCAAACGUUGGUAAAUUGUUCGACUUAAUAUGGCAGUUUCUGAUGCACCUAACAAUUUGUGCUGCAAAUUUUUAUGCUGAAAAGUAACAAAAAUAUGAAUUCUGGAAAACAGAAAUCCCUUGAACUUCCAUGUCUCAUCAAGUAUAUAUCAUCAAAUGAAGAGGUUGGCUUUGGUGAUGCUAAGGAGAUUAGAUCCGAUGAACGUACGCAUUCUGUUGCUAUUAGCAUGCCAACAUCACCAGAGGAAAUCCAUUUGCAGAACAAAAAAAGAAAUCUCUUCAUCGGUGGAAUCCCAGCUUCUUCUGCCACACUUAAAGGUGCUAGCAGCAGCACACUGCCGAAGACAGCAAAAUUUCACCUUCAGCCAAUGGAAAAAAGCUCUGGAUUUGAAGAGGAAAUGAACACUGGGCAUUUCCCUUCUCACCCGAGUAUUGAAAGUUUGAAAGAUAAGAGAUUUGAUACUUUCAAAACAUGGUCCAGAAAACUCGACAGGAAGAUAACGCUUCUCCAUGGAAAUAGACCGGGGGAAACUGAAUCUGAGAAUGUUAAUGGGAAAAUUGAAGAAAUCGAGCGUUUACCUGCAGACCGAUACUUUGAUGCAUUGGAAGGGCCAGAGUUGGAUACUCUUAGGCCUUCAGAGGAAAUACUGCUUCCGGAAGACAAACAGUGGCCAUUUCUUCUUCGGUAUCCAGUUUCUUCGUUUAGCAUCUGCCUCGGCGUUAGCAGCCAAGCAAUUUUGUGGAAGGCCCUGCCUACCUCUGCCUCAAUGAAAUUUCUCCACUUGAGCUUAACAAUAAAUAUAGUUUUGUGGUGCAUUUCAGUUGUCCUUUUAGCUAUUGUUUCUUGCAUCUACCUCGUAAAAGUAGCCCUUUACUUUGAAGCAGUUCGCCGUGAGUACCACCAUCCAAUCCGUAUCAAUUUCUUCUUUGCUCCAUGGAUAGCCCUCUUGUUCUUAGCUCUUGGAGUGCCACCUUCAUUUGCUAACAACCUGCAUCCAUCUCUUUGGUACAUUCUCAUGACUCCGCUUCUAUGUCUCGAGCUUAAAAUCUAUGGACAGUGGAUGUUCGGAGGCCAGCGUAGGCUUUCAAAGGUGGCGAAUCCUUUCAACCAUCUCGCAAUAGCUGGGAACUUUGUGGGGGCGUUGCUUGGUGCAUCAAUGGGACUACAAGAAGGACCAAUAUUCUUCUUUGCUAUAGGGUUUGUUCACUACAUUGUAUUAUUUGUAACUCUCUACCAAAGACUUCCAACAAAUGAUACCGUGAUCCCAAAAGAACUCCAUCCUGUGUUCUUUCUCUUUGUUGCAGCACCAAGUAUAGCUUCAGUAGCAUGGGCAAAAACAGGCUCCUUUGAUCAUGGCUCACGGAUUGCGUACUUCAUUUCCUUGUUCCUUUAUCUCUCACUGGUAGUCCGGGUUAAUUAUUUCCGAGGAUUUAAGUUUUCUAUGGCAUGGUGGGCUUAUACUUUCCCAAUGACUGGUGCUGCCAUUGCAACCAUCAAGUAUUCAGAUGAAGUCACAAAUGUGGUAACACAAGCUCUGGCUGUCAUACUCUCUCUCAUUGCCAUAAUCACAGUCAUUGCUCUUCUCGUAACAACAAUCUUGCAUGGCUUAGUGCUUCAAAACCUCUUCCCUAAUGACAUUGCAAUUGCCAUUAGUGACAGAAAGCCAAACCCUAAUAAGAAGUGGUUUCACGUAAAUGGCUACGAGAACAACGAUUCAGAAGCUGUCAAGAUCGUGACCCAUUUUGAGAUGCAACCCCAAACUUUAGAGAGAAACUUGCAUCGAGAUGCCAUGGUGUAAAAUGUAAUUAGCUGAAAAAUAAAAGGAUCUAUGGUUUUUCAUUUUUUAUACAAGUGAUAUUUGAGUUUAAA
Molecule: messenger RNA, 2048 nt
Organism: Pyrus x bretschneideri (Chinese white pear)
Lineage: Eukaryota; Viridiplantae; Streptophyta; Magnoliopsida; Rosales; Rosaceae
Product: S-type anion channel SLAH2-like
Biological process (GO): intracellular monoatomic ion homeostasis; transmembrane transport
Cellular component (GO): membrane
Molecular function (GO): voltage-gated monoatomic anion channel activity
Source: RefSeq, a predicted model, not a curated record